Molecule: messenger RNA, 789 nt
Organism: Oikopleura dioica
Lineage: Eukaryota; Metazoa; Chordata; Appendicularia; Copelata; Oikopleuridae
Source: the annotation of a GenBank genome assembly
AUGACUACAGUCACAAAAGCAGUCAUUGAAGAUAUCCACCUCCAAAGUCGCUGUAACGCGAUGAGGAGACCAAAAAUCUUCCAUGAUAUCAUCGUCCUCGUCGACGGGUCAGAUUCUUACAACAACAAAGUCUGCGUGGAUGGAAAAGUAGACGGAGCAGAAGCUUUCACUGCUACCCAAAGGAUGAUUGAUCGAGUACUGCUGCCUGGUCUGCGAGAAAGACUUGGUGACGACAGAGCUACUUUUACGAUGGUGCAGUUCUCGGGCAUCAAACAGCUUGAACAUUGCUACGAACCUGGAAGCGGAGGAUUGACGGAAGAUGGCCUCAUGCAUUAUAAAAUUGAAAUUGAACCGUGCACUCUUGAAGCGGCUGAAAGAACUAUCUUUUACGAUGAUGGUCUAGAUGGAAACGGACAGCUUUUCUUAUGCCUUCAGGAUCUCAAUAUCAAAGGAAACUUCAUCGAAGGCAAGUUCGAGGAAGCAAUUCAAACAAAAUACCAAAGAAAACGCUCGAUGAUCAUCGUUUCCGACGAAGAAUGGGACAUUCUCACCCUACAAAGUGCUUUUGGCGGCAAAACUGGAGAAAAAUCUCAUAUAGCGAAAGUCAACCGAGAAAAUUACGAAGUCUAUCCAAUUAUCGUCCGGCCAAACGAAUAUCAUGAUCUCGAGGAUGAUUUUAUUAAAAACGAGCUUGCAUCAAAACCCGAAAACUACAAAAAAGUAUUCACUGGAAGAUUCGAUAUCGAAAUGAAGCAAGCGCUGGAAGAGAUCAUCCGCGAGUUUCGGUAG